CGAAUUCCGCCACACGGUGGCUCUGUCCUUCUGCUGUCGAUGCUCCUCUUCCUCCAGCCUCCGCGGUCGUGUGGUUCUUCCUCUCUUCCUCCAACCCUCCAGCCUGCUCCACUCCACUCCACCCCCACCCUCCCCCAGACUCGUACAGCUCUGUCCAGUCUCCAACCUCGCUGCACAGUGCACACGCACCGCCGCUCCUCCAGCUCUGUGCAGCCCGCUGUGAAGAUGGUCGGCGGCUUGUGUGCUCGCAGGCUGGCCCGUCGGUCUCGGUCCGCCCUCAUCGUAGCCCUCACGGUGCUGCUGGUGCAAACGCUGAUCGUGUGGAACUUCAGCAGCCUCGACUCCGGUGAAGAUAGCCGGGGAGACAUCGGCUCCAACGUGCUGGAGAAGAGGGACCGAGUAGCGGGCAACAAAGCCGCUGGCAGCGACUAUUUCCAGCAUGGGUUGCAGAGGCAGCAGCGGCGGCAUCUUCCGCCGCCUGAAAGAGGAACAUCUCGUCACAUACAGCAGCCGGACGGAUACUAUUCCCAUCGUCCGAAGGAGAAAAGUAAAGUGGACAGCAACAAUGAGAACUCUGUGCCAAAAGACUUUGAUAACAUAGACAAUAGUAACUUUGGUGCACGCUCUCAACCGCAUCGGCAAACCGCCGGAGGCACCGGGAGGAGGCAGCAGCGAGAGCAUCUGCAGGAGAAGGCUCCCGGCCAGCAACACUCCCCCAACCUGCUUCGCGGCUCUAACGAAGUGCUACCUUUAAACCAGCAAUCACUGGCAGUCGCUAAUAACACACGCCCUGGUGGUCAAGGCGCGGUCGCAGGAGGGCCUCGGCAUCGUGCCUCACACCAGUCCCAACACAGGCACCAGCACCCCCACAAAAGGCAGGCGACUGCAGCGCCCCUGGAGGUGACCUACGACCAACCACCCAAGUGUGAAAUCAGUGGGAAGGAAGCCAUCUCAGCUCUGUCCAGAGCCAAGAGCAAGGACUGCAGGCAGCAGAUCGCAGAAGUCUACUGCAGACACAAGGAGGGACAGCUAAUGCCUGAAAAGGUCAACCGCUACUGUCCCUUAGAGGGAAAAGCCAACACUAAUGUCCAGUGGGAUGAGGAUUCUGCAGAGAGUUUUUCAUCAAAUCCAGUGCGAAUAGCCUUUGUCCUGGUGGUUCAUGGACGCGCCUCUCGUCAGUUUCAGCGUCUCCUCAAAACAAUCUACCAUAUAUCUCAUUACUACUACAUACAUGUUGAUCAGCGCUCCAACUACCUUCAUCGGCAGGUUAAGGCCUUGGCUGCUCAAUAUCCCAACGUGAGGGUGACACCAUGGCGCAUGGCCACCAUCUGGGGUGGUGCUAGUCUCCUGACCAUGUAUCUUCGAAGUAUGGCGGACCUGUUGUCUAUGAGGGAUUGGAGUUGGGAUUUUUUUAUCAACCUCAGUGCUGCCGACUAUCCCAUCAGGACAAACAACCAGUUGGUGGCCUUCUUGUCCAAAUACAGAAACAUGAACUUCAUCAAGUCUCAUGGCAGGGACAAUGCUAGGUUUAUCCGUAAACAAGGCUUGGAUCGUCUCUUCUAUGAGUGCGACACCCACAUGUGGAGGCUGGGUGACCGUAAAAUCCCAGAGGGCAUCUCUGUGGAUGGAGGAUCCGACUGGUUCCUUCUGAACCGCAUGUUUGUAGAAUAUGUUAUCAACUCUAAGGACGAUCUGGUCACCAAUAUGAAGCGGUUCUACGCCUACACUCUGCUGCCUGCUGAGUCAUUCUUCCACACUGUGUUGGAGAACAGUGCCUACUGUGAGAGCAUGGUGGAUAACAACCUGCGCAUCACCAACUGGAAUCGUAAAUUGGGUUGUAAAUGCCAGUACAAGCACAUUGUUGACUGGUGCGGAUGUUCCCCUAAUGACUUCAAGCCUGUAGACUUCCACCGCUUCCAGCAAACGGUGCGUCCCACCUUUUUUGCCAGGAAGUUUGAAGCCAGUGUGAACCAAGAGAUAGUGAACCAUCUGGACGCCUACCUGUUUGGACCAUUUCCACCGGGGACGCCCGGCUUAAACUCGUACUGGGAGAAUGUGUAUGACGAGCCAGAUGGUGUGGCCAGCCUGUCGGACACAAAGCUCACCUACUACCAUUCCUUCUCAAGACUUGGCUUGGCCCGUGCUGCUGCCUCGCUGCAAGGAAACCCAAUGGAUCACAGCUGCAGGUAUUUCCCCAUGGGCCACCCGGUGUCGGUGCACCUCUACUUCCAAUCUGACCAGUUCCAGGGCUACCUUGUCAGGCACCAUGCCACUAAUCUAGCAACAAGCAAGCUCGAGACAAUGGAGACCUGGGUGGCUCCUAAGAAGAUCUUCAAGUUAACCACACCUCCAAAAAGCACAUUCAGCAGGUUGCUGUUUGCAGAGAUCGGUACAGAGUGGGAUGCCAAAGAACGAAUUUUCAGAAACUUUGGUGGAAUGAUGGGCCCCAUGGAUGAGACGGUGGGAAUGCAGAAGUGGGCAAAAGGCCCUAACAUUACAGUAACAGUCGUGUGGAUCGACCCGACCAACGUCAUCGCAGCGACCUACGACCUUCUUAUCGAUGCAACUGCUGAGUACACCCACUACCGACCACCACUCAAUCAGCCUCUGCGUCCUGGAGUUUGGAGUGUCCGCAUCCUGCACCACUGGAGCCCUGUGGCUGAGAUGCGUUUUCUUAUCGCCCCUUUGGCUUACAAUAAGCACCAGCCUAUACGGCAAGAGGACACUUUGAAGUUGCACAAUGGGCCAUCCAAAAACAGCUACAUGGAGCAGAGUUUCCACGGCCUCAACCCAGUACUCAACAUCCCCGUCAGCCUGGGCUAUGUAGAACAGGCCAAGAGGAACGCCGCCCUGACCAGCCCUGAGCUGGAGCACUGGAUCGACAGCCUAGUGAGCGAUCUGUGGGAGGCAGCAGACAUCUGCGCCGUGGGACCAACCGCUUGCCCCGUCAUGCAGGCCUGCCCCAAGAACCCUUGGAGCUCACUGAGCCCCGACCCCAAAUCCCAACUGAGAUCACUGAAUGCUGAUGGGCGCAUCAGGUAGCGGCGAGGCCUCCAGCUGGACAGGAGGCCACAAGAUUCAUUGUUGAUUUGUUUUUAUUUAUUUAUGAGCUUGGUUGCAGUUGCUGGACAGUGUCAAUGUUCUCCUUCUGUCUCGGGAGACAAAGGGAACAACAGUGAUCAAUGUUAGCAAUUUUCACCCCGCUUUUAGGGGAACCUGCUCUCUUUGCUUUGUUUCGCAGUAUAUUUAUUUGUCUUCUCAUGUGAGUUGUACUGUGAUCAAAUCUUGCAAUUUCAAGCAUUUAUUUUGCUGCUCAAUGAAUUCUGAAUUAAGAUCUUAAAUCGUCGGCCACGACGGCUAAUGUGACACUCUGCUACAAAAAAGGCCUUAGCUGUGCAACAUGUGAGCAGGACACCUGGUACCAGAUUAAUUUACAUGUGCCUCCCAAAGUUUAUGUCAACAUAAACAGCACCCUAUCCAAGGUAGCAAAAGAUUUAUUUCGAAACGACUCCAAGAAGAAUCAAUAUUCACUGCCUUUAAGGGAGUUGAAGAAGCCAAUUACUGUAAAAUGUAAUCAUUAGAGUAAAUACAACACACAACUUGUUUUAGUUGAGUGCCUGAUCAGGGACUGCAGUAGCCAGCCAAACCAUCUGCUGCAGUAACAAAUACGCAGAAAAAAUGCAAAGACAAAGGCCUUCUUCGCUCAAUCUACAUUUUGAAAAUUCUGGUACAACUUGGGGUCUAGCAUUUGUUAAUUAAGCGGUAGAAUUUUAGGAUUCAUUUUUCCAACAGUGAGUGGCAGACGUUUCAAUAAUUGGACUUUUUUGUUUGUUUGUUUUUUGUCCAGCUCGCUUUUCUUACCAGCCUGCCUCAAACUUGAAUCACAAUAAUUCCAAGCUGACCUUAAAAGUUGUCAUCUUUAUUUCCCAGAUCAUUUCAGUGACACUUUACGUUGUACAGAAUUUUAGAAGUCGAAAAAUUGUGUGAAUGAGGGUCCACAAGUCACUAUUUAUUUUUACGUUUAUAUUAAUACUGAUAUUUUUAGUCAGUGACUAAAUAAUUGCGACGCUGCCUUGGUAGCAUGGUUAAAUAGUUCUAGUUUUUUUCUUUCUUGUUUUUGUUAAUAAAAGCUGCCUUUAUUUACAAAGGCCAACAACCCAAACAUAUACUAUACCUUUGUCACAGCCCCCACCUAUGUGUCAGUAAGUGUUGUCGUGUCAGAAUAGAUCUUGUCUUGGUUUGCCAAGCGGAAGCAAUCUGAAAGCUGAAAGGUCAACAACCUUGCGACCUUACCAAUUCUUUGUGAGGAGAAGCAGUUAAGUGUCGACUGCUUCCCAGGAUUUUAAGAAUGCUUGUGAGUGGUUGUGCUUUUCAUGCUGUGACAAUGAUGUACAGAUUCACAGGAAUAUUAUCACGUGUCUUCAUUGCAACAACGCAUAUUCAGAUUUAAAGCUUUCCAAUUAUAUCUACAUUAAAACUAUGUCAUGCUGUCAUAAAGACAAUUGCUGACAAGUUCAUCACAGGAGGAAGUUUCACCUCAACACACUGACCUCCUGUGUCUGUCAACAAUGUUAACGACCAUACGGUUAAUGUGUUUUUUAAUGGUUCAUUUAUAUAUGCAGGUAGUCCCUGGGUUACGACGUACUCGGCUUACGUGAUUUUGACUUUACGACGCUGGAGUCGCGUCGCAUUUUGUCUCCAUUCUUUUUUUUUUUUUUUUUUUUUUUUUUUUUUUUUUGUCUGUCACAUAAACAGUACUAUAUUGUAACUCACAGUAUUUUGAUUCUUACUUUACUUGAUAAAGACAUGUUCUGUCCUCACUUAAUGUGACGUUGUUCAGCUUGACGGACAGCAAACAAGGCAAUUGUGGUUUUUGAAGUUUUUUACUUCCUUCACUUUUGACAAUUUGUAAAGAUGUAACACACAUAUGUACACUUAUGUUCAAAAACGAUAUGGCGGAAAACGGGAAACGGGUGAAGUUCCUCUCUGAGAGGCCAAAUUUCAAAAUUGUCAUAUAUGCAUGUGUGAUAUAUCAUUGGAAAGUGUAAAAUCUCAAUUUUCUGGGGGAAGAAAAAAUUUGAACAAAAAGGCAUUUAAAAACAAAAUUUAACCCCUAAACCUUAACUCGAGGUAAGAGCAUGACAGCUCAUAAUUAAAGACACCAUUGUGUAAAGACACAAUUAAAGACACCCACAUGGCGUCUCCGCUCGUCUGCGUGGCUGUCGCGCGCUCCGGUGGGGGGUCCCAGUGCCGGGAUUGGCGAUGGGGCGGCGUAGGGUUGGUCGCCAACGGGUUUACACUCACAAGGGAUUCACAAGAUUACUGAGUUCUAGUUCACAGAGCUUAUUUGUGUACACUUUACCCCUUUGAAUCAUUUAGCUUAUAGACUCCCCCACCCCCGUCCCCCUCUUUCCCUGGUCAACAGGCCCCCCACAUGGUGUCAACCGGAAAUACAUCUAGCUGACUGUAGUACCAACAUAUUAGUAAUUGGUCUAGAUGUUCGAUGUAUUUCUUGUUGUAGUUUGUGUUUUUCUUUCUUCUCUUGGGUUUCUUUUCUUCUGUUCACCCAUAACCCCUUCCUGUUCGCUGCUUUGUCAUAAUAAACGAGGUCUGUUGAGUGAUCACAAUGGGAAAAUGUCAGACUCUCAAUGUGAAACAUUAAAACUGCUCAGACUAUCCGGGCACUUAGACUUCCAUUCUCCGUGUCAAACAGCUGAACAGGACAGGUUUAAAAAAUUUGUUUUUUUUUAAAUAAAGACACCAUGAUUUUAAUGAGAUAUUAACGGGUGCUAACCUUGUUUUAAUCCAAAACUUCCAUGUAGCAUGUCUCACCGAGUGUCAAGACACAGCUGUGAAUGGCCACAGCCGGACAUUUUGGGGAUUUUUUGGGUGAAACACGGUAAUAUAACAAGGGUCGCAAUGCAGAAAUGGCAGACAUCAAGGAGUGGUCAAGAUUUUCCUUUACAAAUAUUUACCCUUUUAAACAUUUUUUAAUUUCAUUUUCUUUGUUUGGAUUGAUUAUUUAUCAGUUGAAAUAUCUGGGAAAAUGCGACAGCAACAAAAAAAAUACAAUUAAGCGAUAGUUAUGAGGUAGACAUCCGUGACCUAUUUACAGACACUAUUUUUUCAUUAUGAUGUAAUUUGUUUAAAAGUUUAUAAUAUGCGAGUGAAUAAUUUUAUAAAGUCGUUUUUUGUUGUUGUUUUUUACGAAAUAUUAGACAUCAAUUAAUGAUUUGAAGCUAAAAAUGAUAGACAUUUCGGAUGUUAAACAUAAUAAUUUACCUUCUUUUUGUGGCUGGGUUGAAACAAAAGUGGUUGUGCGGUGUUUGUAAACGGGGGUCUCCAGGGUAAAAUGGACACAUUAAAAAUAGUUCGGGGACUUAAUGCGCCAUGAAACUGCUAUGGCAGCAUGUAGACACUCUUAUGAUCAAAAUGUGUCAAACCCUCACCAGUAUCAAACACAAAAGUUCUUUUGGCGUAAAAUACAGAAGUUUAUUUUAAAGAGGGGUGCAAGAGCAGAAACUGCUUUUUCAGCCUUGUGUUUUCCGCCGUACGUAUUUUAACAAUAAAACACUUGACACAAAACCAUCAUACGACGUCCAUCUAGUCUGAUCAAGAUGUAAAUUUAGAAGAUUAAAAUAGCCUGAUUUACCCCACAAAAGUCAGCUACCUUAAAUGCUACAUAUUAACAAUUCUCAUAGCAACUCGCUCACACAGAACUCCACAAAGUGUAGCUGUAAACUCAAUUACAAAUGCAUACACAAACACAUAUUAGCUGAAACAACUUACAGACCUAUUUGUGCCAAAUCAUAGCGCAGCUGUCCUUUAUCCAUGUCAGACGAGUCUGCAAGGUGACAGUCCAGCCAGAUACAAUGCUGCCACCAGAGGGCAGUGUAUCCUCCAUCGUUAAGCAAAAUACAAUACUUUUUGGAAAGUUAUACUAAGAAAUUGGGGUACUUACAGGGUUAAUACCAACUUGCGUGGAAAUUCGGGCUACGUUGCCAGCUAGGAACGGAAUUUGUUUGUAACCCGGGGACUACCUGUAUUACAGUUAUCAGAUUCACAUUACCCUUGCCAUAAAGCACACACCGUUCCCUCGCACGCCAACACUGGAAGGGUGGAUUUCUAAAGGACAAUUUGUCAAUCUACAUUGAUCAGCUUCUGUUGUUACUCUUUAGAGUACAACACAGUGUCAACAAACAGCACUCAAUGAACGCAUUGCCACACUUACAGUAUGUAUGUAAAGUUAAUGGAAGUUUUGGUGAAAGAGAAUUCUAAUAGGUGUAACUUACUGUAAGAGUCCUAUUUUAUAACACAAAUGAUCUACAAUGAAACAAUUGUAUAUAGGUAUUUUGUACUGAACUAUUGUGUAAAAGAUGCUGUAUGUGUAAAUACAUGUGGUUAAAUAAUAUUGAUCGAUUGGAGUUUUUGACUUGGCAAAGAGAGCGAGUGAUUUGUUGGUGUUUCUUGAUCAAAGUACAUAAUCUGCUCCAGUUUUGGGGCCUGUUUGCCUCUCAGAGAAAAUCUCAUGCCAGAUUGUUGUUGUUCUUGCUUGAAUGUAUUGUCGAGCAACUGUUGCACAAAUAUCUCCCAAAUCCUAUCAUCAUUUUUGUGUCCUUUCAGGGGUUUUUUUCUGGGGAGACUCUGUGUGCCUUAGCUAAAUUUUAGAUCAUUAAACGCCCCAUUAAAAACAAAAAUAUAUAUAUAUAUAAUUUUCCUUUGGGAUUUUUUGUUUGUUUGUUUACCUGAUGUGAUGGUGAUUAUCAAGACCGGUACUGCAACACCAAAAAUAUGUCUGCUGUUGUUGUAUAUAUCAUCAGGCCUUCUGUCCUUAUCUGCUUUUAUUUGUCUUCCCUCCGGGAGAUUUGUUUUGUUGACUGUGACUGGCUUGUCUUACUUUUCUCUCGACUGCUUUUUUUAAAAUAAAAUUCAAUGGACAAACUGCU
Messenger RNA from Corythoichthys intestinalis (scribbled pipefish), 7946 nucleotides. It is a transcript of the gene xylt1, whose product is annotated as xylosyltransferase I. NCBI's taxonomy places the organism in Eukaryota, Metazoa, Chordata, Actinopteri, Syngnathiformes, Syngnathidae. Gene Ontology annotation, cellular component: membrane. The record is from RefSeq and is a predicted model, not a curated record. Gene Ontology annotation, biological process: heparan sulfate proteoglycan biosynthetic process; chondroitin sulfate proteoglycan biosynthetic process. Gene Ontology annotation, molecular function: protein xylosyltransferase activity.